GUUCCACGGUUCACCCAAGCAGGCAGCAUGCUGCUGCUGCCCGUCCUGCUUGCAGCUUCUUCUUGGUCCCGUGGAGAUGCACAGGCAGUGCCGGUGCAAAGCCCAGCGAUGCGGACUUCAGCGAAGGGAGGCUCGGCCAGCAUGGCAUGCCGGCUGACGAAAGAAGACACCGUGCACUGGUACAAGCAGCUUCCCGGAGAGCCGCCCAAGAGGAUACUGUACGUGUCAGGAAAAAAACCUACGUUUGAUGAUGGAACUGAUGAAAAAAAGUAUCAAGUGAGGAAGCAUGCCUCUGAACCACUCUAUAGUCUUACAAUAGAUUAUGUAACCCAGAGGAAUGCAGGCAGUUACUACUGUGCAUAUUGGUAUUUUGAACACAUGUCUGGUUAUUACUACAAAGUGUUUGGCUCCGGUACAAAGCUCAUCGUGUCAGAGAAAGGAAAUUCUAAACCAGAGAACUCUGAAAUCCUGCAGACGAAGCAUAAAGAUCAACUACUGUAUGUUUGUCUUAUUGAGAAUUUCUACCCAGAAGUUAUUCGGGUGCAGUGGGUCGAUGGAGCAGAUAAGGAGAUAACAAAAAAUGUAGUAAAAGGAGAUGUCUGGAAAUCUACAAAUGAUAAGUACUCAAUCAGCACCUGGUUAACUUUACCAGUGAAUACGACAAACAAGGACUAUGCUUGCAAAUAUGAGCAUGAAAGUCAAGAGAAUUUUAAACUCCCCAUUCAAGAUUCUUCAAAGACUCCUUCUCAGGAAGAGUACUGCAGCACACAUUCUGGAAACAGCACCAUUUUUUACAAAGAUUACUUGAUGCACAGGGCGGCACAUCUAGUAUACCUUGUCCUUCUUCUGAAAAGCUCCAUGUACUAUGUCAUCGUACUCUUCUUCAUAUACAGAACGAGGACUCCAGCUAAGCUCCCAGGAAAGAAAACAUAAAUGUUGGUGUUGGAAAGGUUUACAAAAUCAUCUUCAAUUUGCUUUGCUAUUUACUUAUUCACAUAGGCUCCCCUGCUCUCAGUGCUAAAUACAAAAAAAAAGAAAAAAAAAAAAAAGUCCCAAGAGAACUUACUGGCAUUAGUGUGCAGGGCUUGCUGCGCUUUACCGAUAGUGUUUUCCUAUCAGCCUGUUUUUUUCUCACUUUUUCUGAGUAAUGAACUGAGGAGGAGGUGGGCAAUCAGAGUAAGGCUACAUAGCUUGUGUUUUAAUAGAAAUUCUGUAUUGCAAGAUGAAGAAGGUUCUCAUACUAAAAGUGGUUUCGCAUGCAUAAGUUUACAGCAUAUAAACAUAUAAAGCAAAGGUGCAUUUUAUGAUUGCUUUUAAGGGUUAAUUAGGAGCAUUUCAGUGCUGUAAACUCAUAGAUAUCUGUUCCUUUUUGCUUUCAAUGACUUAUUGCAACUUGUAUGUAUCCACCAAAUCAGGACUGGAAUAUUCUGUAAUGAUAUGUGCUUUAAGAGAAUCAAUUAAACAUGAUUUUAAAAAGCAA
Cygnus olor (mute swan) is the source of this 1480-nucleotide messenger RNA. Its product is annotated as immunoglobulin lambda-1 light chain. The record is from RefSeq and is a predicted model, not a curated record. Bases 28 to 933 code for a protein of 301 amino acids. Lineage: Eukaryota; Metazoa; Chordata; Aves; Anseriformes; Anatidae. The transcript has 6 exons.